AUGAGGAAAUUCAAACCCAUUUUUCGACGCAAAAAGCCUCAGCAAUCAACAACCGGCGACCCCGUGCUGCCGACUUCCUCAUUCCCUGAUGGAAUCAAGGUGUUACACGAUUGUCCCGAAGCUACAGUCGAUGUGUGUUUUGUUCACGGGUUAUCUGGCAAUCGCGAUAAAACUUGGACAAUCCACGGAGAGGCUGCAUCAUGGCCAGAGAUACUCCUGCCACUAGCGCUUCCUAAGGCUCGUAUCAUAACGUUCGGAUACGAUGCGUACAUGGUACGAAAUCCAGUUGCGUCAUCGAAUCGGUUAAUCGAUCAUGCCACGAACCUUUUAGCCGAUUUGACAUCAGACCGGGCUAUUCACAAGGCAACGCAUCGCCCCCUCAUCUUCAUCGCCCACAGCGUGGGCGGCAUUGUCUGCAAGGAAUCCAUUAUACUCUCAAGAAACAACCCCGAAGUCCAUCUUCGUAGCGUGUUCAAUUCCCUAGAAGGCAUCGUAUUCAUGGGCACACCACACAGGGGCUCAUGGAUGGCCGACUGGGCUAAGGUCCCGGCUUCAGCUUUAGGCCUUGUCAGGUCCACCAACAAGUCACUGUUAGACAUUUUGGAUACAAAUGAUCAGUUUCUCGAAUCAAUUCAACUGAUAUUUUUGGCCAUGCUACGAGAGUUGCGAGAAAGCGGCCGGAAUCUUCAGGUCACAUGCUUUGUUGAAGAGCUACCUCUAGCAGGGAUGGGAUUAGUUGUACCCAAGGAAUCGGCCACCCUUGAAGGAUAUAAUUCGGUUACAAUUCACGCAAACCAUAAAGACUUGGUGAAAUUCAGGUCUGCGGAUGACCAGGGAUUUAAAAGGCUGCUUGCAGAACUUACCCGAUGGGAAUCACAGAUCAGCACGAGAACCAGCACAAAAGUUGCUGACACCGACUCUGAGAGCAACGUGGACAAUAGAGGAGCAUCUACACCACGAUAUACUUUCCACAACUCCGGAACUGGCUGGAUAAAUGUGAACACGGGCAGCGCACCGCAAAACAUUAACAACGGCUCCGGUAUCCAGUUCAAUGGCCCAAUCCAAGGGCUCCAAUUGUCCCCUCCUCCGAUUUAAGUCAGGGGCGGAGCAAAUGGUCAAGGUGCGCCAGCCCAAGUUGCUCUCCCCGACAAGCGGUCGACAGUGCAGCCAGGCCUGGGUGGAGUGAUGACGCAGAGAAUAAUCCAGCUGGAGAUGGCCUCGGACAUGGUCGUGGAGAAUCGACAGCAAUUAUCAGAGCCUCAGG
Ilyonectria robusta is the source of this 1264-nucleotide messenger RNA. RefSeq lists its product as uncharacterized. The coding region runs from base 1 to 1095 and encodes 364 amino acids. The transcript is spliced from 3 exons. The record is from RefSeq and is a predicted model, not a curated record. Lineage: Eukaryota; Fungi; Ascomycota; Sordariomycetes; Hypocreales; Nectriaceae.